UUAACAUGGAGCUGGAAAAACAUCCGCAUUCCGUUAUUAAUUUCCGUAGCCACCAACUGGUAAGAUGAUUAGAAAAUCUGCUGUUCAGUUAGGGGGCGGCAUAAAGCCAGCCCUUGCCGGUGUAAUCGCCUCUGAGAAGUCGCUAUUCACUGUCAAUUCGCAUUGUCGCAAUGGUAUGCGCUAACGUCAAGCUUUGUUGCGGCGUCGCCUCUGCAGUAGGUUGGAAAAUGCCAUCCUUUGUUAGAAUUAGCCGUAAUGCAGUCGGCAAAACAAAAUAAUGUGGCGUAAUCUACUUUACCAAUUUUACACAACACGGUACAAGCAGGAUACCGUUUUCCUCACCAGGAGGUUGUACAAAAGCAAAUAAGCCGUGUGCGGUGAAUACUCGAUCGGUCCUAUGCGAAUCAUUUUCCCUAGAGUAGGCAGCUCAGUCACAUAUUUGAUAUUUUCCAAAUUUUUUAAACGACGUUCGACAUUGGACAUAUUCCAUCGUAAACCUUCACUCGUGAUCAUGAGCAUCUGUUCCCAGCCGAUUCCUCGCCAGCAACGCCGUCUGACAGUGAGCCUUCACUAUACCAUCCCCACGGAGCGCUUCACCAAAGGUCACUAUCAAUGGGCGGCCCCAGAUAGUGACGUUUACCGGGCGUGGUAUGUGGCCAAUGUACGCGUGGACCACCAGCAGGACUACCCACAGAUCCCGGAGGCGGUGUGGACAGUGCAGUUAACCGUGGAGCAGCGCGGUCAGCAGGUGACGGCCCGGGUUCUGCCACAAGACGCUCAUAAAGACGUCAAGGCGACCAGUGAGCUAACUGUCCAGUGCACCGUGCGAGCCAACAGCGGUGCUUCGUCCACCGUGGCCAUUGGCCAAGACGGAUGGACCGAGGCAUACCCUGACCAGCCCAGCAGUGAUCUUUCCACCCUCGUUGCCCCUAUCCUGCACAAGCCAACCGGCCACGUCACCGGGUACACCCUCCGUGGCGGUCAAUUGGUUUAUGUGACCCUGGCUUUCGACAUCGCCACGCCCCGCGCUGACCUCGAAGCGCUUUUAAUAUCUGGACGUUUCACCGACUGCAUCUUGGUGUCAAGCGACCACAAAGCUUUCCCAGUGCACCGCGCUAUCCUGGCCGCCCUCUCACCGGUCUUUGCUGCCACGUUCCAGCACGAGUUAACCGAGAAACUGACCGGUGUCUGUCGGCUGGGGGAUAUCGACGGCGAUCUGUUGGAAACACUGCUACGAUAUACGUAUGGCCGCGGGCGACUAUCGGCGCAGGAUCGGGUGGAAGAUCUGUGGAUGGUGGCUGAUCGGUACGAUAUGGGGUAUCUGCGGGCGGAGUGCGAGGACAUCAUGGCGGCGGAUGUGGAUGCCGACAAUGCCAGUUAUUAUGCGACGCUGGCCCGCGAGUUGGGUCUGUCGGAUCUGCGGCAGAGAGCCGAGGAGAUGGUGCAAGAUCGACGGGUGCCAUGGCGUGGACCGUAUAUGGACGGCGGUUGCUAUCGUUCUCUGCCGUCCGUCUGAGCGGAAGAUUUUCGUGUAGUAAUUUAUUUUGAUUUAAGGGGACUAGGUUUUACAUAAUUGCUUGAAUGCCUCUGUGGUACCAGUGUGAUGGCGGGAAUUCCAUUUAACGAUUUCUAGAUAUUUAAUUUUUGUUCGCUUUGAUGCAGUUUAAAUUGUUAAAGUUUAUUUAGUUUUACCUGCUUGCGUAUUUGUAUUAUUAAUUUUAGUUUGUGAGGAAGAUUCAUUCUGCUUGC
This is a messenger RNA of Paramacrobiotus metropolitanus, 1749 nucleotides long. RefSeq lists its product as uncharacterized. The record is from RefSeq and is a predicted model, not a curated record. The coding region runs from base 398 to 1516 and encodes 372 amino acids. Gene Ontology annotation, cellular component: nucleus; cytoplasm. Gene Ontology annotation, biological process: regulation of proteolysis; proteasome-mediated ubiquitin-dependent protein catabolic process. NCBI's taxonomy places the organism in Eukaryota, Metazoa, Tardigrada, Eutardigrada, Parachela, Macrobiotidae. The transcript has 2 exons. Gene Ontology annotation, molecular function: ubiquitin protein ligase binding.